This is a messenger RNA of Labeo rohita (rohu), 2295 nucleotides long. RefSeq names its product zinc finger protein OZF-like. The record is from RefSeq and is a predicted model, not a curated record. Lineage: Eukaryota; Metazoa; Chordata; Actinopteri; Cypriniformes; Cyprinidae. The transcript has 3 exons. Bases 5 to 1300 code for a protein of 431 amino acids.
CAUAAUGCUACACUGCGCUCCGGUGUGUGAUUCGGCUGAAGAAAGGACAAACUAUCCAAGCGAAGCAAAACUCCUGCUGAAGCAACAGAGAUCCACGGGGCACAGUAUUAUAAAGAUGGCAUUUAUUAAAGUAGAGAGUGAAGACAUGAAGAUUGAAGAAAUGUUUGUGGUGAAACAUGAAGAUACUGAGCAACAAACAGACCAAAUGGCACUGAAAGAGGAGAAAGUAUUAUGUUAUGAAAAUGAAAAUGAAGAGGAAGAUAAAUAUGCAAAUCUUCAUGAUUUCAAAACUGGAGAAAAAUCUUUUUGUCGCUCUCAGACUGAAAAGACUUCAUCAAGAAAAAGAGCUCAAGAGACCAAAACAAGAAGUUACUUUACCUGCUCUCAGUUUGAAAAGAGUUUGAAUCAACAAGGAAAGCCUGAAGACCACAUGAGAAUUCACACUGGAAAGAAGACUUUCAUCUGCGAACAGUGUGGAAAAAGUUUCAAUCAAAAAGGAAACUUUAACAAGCACAUGAGAGUUCACACUGGAGAGAAGCCUUACACAUGCCCUCAGUGUGGACACAGUUUUGCUCAAAAAGCACAUCUUACUGUACACAUCAGACUUCACACUGGAGAGAACCCUUACACAUGUCCUCAGUGUGGAAAGAGUUAUACUCAACAAGCAAACCUUAAAGUCCACAUGAGAAUUCACACUGGGGAGAGCCCUUUUCUCUGCCAACAGUGUGGAAAAAGUUUCACUCGUAAAGAAAGUCUUGGCAAGCAUAUACGAAUUCACACUGGAGAAAAGCCUUUCAUAUGCCCUCAGUGUGGAAAAAGUUUCACUCUAAAAGAAAACUUCACCAGGCACAUGAGACUUCACACUGGAGAGAAGCCUUAUACAUGUCAACACUGCGGAGAGAGUUUUUCCCAACAAGGAAACCUUAAUAUACACAUGAGAACUCACACUGGAGAGAAUCCUUACAUAUGUUAUCAGUGUGGAAAAAGCUUCAGUCAACAUGGAAACCUCAAAAUCCACAUGAGAAUACACAAUGGAGAGAGGCCUUUUUCCUGCCAGCUGUGUGGAAAAAAGUUCACUCGUAACAUAGGUUUUAAAAGGCACAUGAGAAUUCACACUGGCGAAAAGCCUUACACAUGCCCUCAGUGUGGAAAAAGUUUCAUUCAACAUGGAAACCUGACAGUCCACAUGAGAAUACACAGUGAAGAGAGUCCCUUCACCUGUCAGCAGUGUGGACAAAGUUUUAACCAUAAAAUAAGCCUUAACCGACACAUGAGAACCCACACUAGAGAGAAGCCUUAGACAUGCCGUAAGUGGGGAGAGUUUUGCUCGGACUUGGAAACCUUAAAGUCCACAUGAGAAUUCACACUGGAGAAAACCCUUUCACUUGCCAACAGUGUAAAAAUGUUUCAUUUGGAAAGGAAACCUUAAGUAACACACUUGUUUUCUGUACUUUUUUUGUAGCUGAAUUGGUCUUUAAAUGGAAUGAAAUCACACUGUUAUUAACCUGAACUGAAUAAUGACACUAUUGUCAUUUUUUUUCCUCUUCAGCUCUGUAGAAAUUAAUGUUUUUGACUGACUUGACUUAUGGAAAUUCUCAAUACCAAUCUGACGACUUCUCCACUGACAAUUCAAACAGCCUCCUGUUUUCAAUAUAAUAGAGUUGUCAAAAGUAUCAACAUCAGUACCAAGUCUGUACUGAAAUUUAAGAAAUGUGACAAUAUCAGCAUUUCCCCCGGAUUCUUAAACACCUCUGAUUGGCCAUUGUAUUUAACCUCUGAUUUGUUUUUAACAAGGACUGGAAGCAAAAAAUGCCUUAUAUUCAAGUGUGCAUUAUUAAUCAGGGUUAUUUUUAUAGGUUAAGGUACGACAGUAUUGGACAGUGAGAUGCUUAUUGGGUCAGCAGGGUCACAAAAAACAGAGAAUGACACAUUAAAGGAGAAGUCCUCUUCCAAAACAACAAUUUACAAAUAAUUUACUCACCCCCUUGUCAUCCAAGAUGUUCAUGUCUUUCUGUCUUUAGUCGUAAAGAAAUUAUGGUUUCCGAGGAAAUCAUUUCAGGAUUUUUUUCUCCAUAUAAUGGACUUCAAUUGUGCCUCUGAUUUUGAACUUCCAAAAUGUAGUUUAAAUGCAGCUUCAAAGGGCUCUAAACGAUCCCAGCCGAGAAAGAAGGGUCUUAUCUAGCGAAACGAUCGGUCAUUUUUUUCGAAAACUAAAAAUGUGUAUACUUUUUAAGCACACAUUUCGGAAGUUCAGAAUUGGGGGCACAAUUGAAGUCCAUUAUAUGAAGAAAAAUC